AUGUUUAAUACAAUUAGUUAUUUUCAGUAAUAGCUUCAAAUCACCUUUGAUGGCUAGUAUAAAAAUACAAAAAAAGAUGGUAAAUGGGAUGUAUUUUAUAAAUUUCCUUAACAAUAAAAGCUUUAGAAGAUGUAAAUUAUUCAAAUAUAUUAGUGGGGGUGGAUUAUAUGGUAAUGGUGUGAAAAUUGGGAAAUGGAUUGAAAUUGAUGAAAAAAGCGUGUUAGAUUAUAUUGUAUCUUAUAAUGGAGAAUAUCAUAAUGAUAAAAAAGUAGGUUUAUGGACAACUUUAAAAAAAAAAAGUGGUAUUGAAUAGUUGUGGUAAUAAUAUAAUUAAUUUUAAUAUAUUAAGUGGUUCAGCUAAUUAUGAUGAAGAUGGUACAGAGAUUUUUAAAAAUGAUGAGUAAUUAUUGUUAUUAGAUAUUAUUAGAGCUUCUAAUUUUUUGUAAGUGGGAGAAUUUAAAAAUGGAAAAAAAGUAGGUAAAUGGAAUAUCUUUUAUAAACAUUAUAAUAAUGAUAAGUUUUAAUUGAUGUAAAUAUAAUCAAAUAAAAUAUUUUAUUUAGUGGUGGUGGAUCUUAUGAUACUGAAUGCGAAGGCUUUAAAAUUGGAAAUUGGGUAGAAUUAAGUGAUUUUAAUGCAGACAAUAGGGAAAUAAUCUAUAAAGGAGAGUAUAAAUAUGGAAAAAGAGUUGGUUAAUGGGAUAUUGUUUGUAUAGGAGCAUAUAAUAAACCAGAAAAGAAAAUGUAAAAAUAAUUUAUUUAUUUUAGUGGUGGAGGAUAAUACGAUGAUAAUGGUAUUAAAAUAGGGUUGUGGAUUGAAGACUAAUAAUUGAAUAAAUAUAUUACAAAUUAAGGUGAGUACAACUAGGGAAAAAAGGUUGGCAAAUGGAAUAUUUUAAUGAGAAAUUCUGACGAUCAGCCCCAAUAAAUGUAAAUUAAAAAUAUAAAGAUUACUUUAGUGGUGAAGGCUCAUAUGAGAAUGGUGAGAAAUUAGGCAAUUGGACAGAAUGUGAUGAAUGUAAAGAUGUGAUUAAUUUUUCCUUUUACAGCCAAUUAACUUUAGAUGGCUUUGGAUUCCAGAUUUGUUAAGGUGGAUAUCAAAUUCAUAGAGGAGAGUAUAAGAUGGGCAAAAAAGUUGGUUUAUGGAAAAAUUUUAUUGAGUAACAUAAAAAUUUUUAAUUGUGGUAUUAAGAUAUUUCAUUUUAAUAUAUUAAGUGGUUCCGCUAAUUAUGAUGAUGAUGGUACAGAGAUUUUUAAAAAUGAUGAGUAAUUAUUGUUAUUAGAUAUUAUUAGAGCUUCUAAAAUUUUGUAAGUGGGAGAAUUUAAACAUGGAAAAAAAGUAGGUAGAUGGGAUAUUUUUUAUUGGGAUUAGAAAAAGGCUAAAUUUGAGUAAAUGUAAGUAUCUAAAAUAUUAAUUUUUAAGUGGAGGCGGUUUAUAUGACGAAUAAGGAAGUGGGAAUAAGAUCGGAAAUUGGAUUGAAUAUAAAACAGGCUAUAAAAAUAAUUCAUAAAUCACUUUUAAUGGUGAAUAUAAUAAUGGUAAAAAGGUUGGUUUAUGGAAAACUUAUAAAAAAAGAAAAAAUUUCAAAAUAUAAAAUUAAAUAUUUCAAUUAUGGUAAUCAAUAUUAUUUAUCAUUUAGCGGUUGUAGUAAUUAUGAUGAAAAUGGUAUAGAACUUUAUACAAGUGAUAAGUAAAUAUUAUUUUUAGUUAUGUCUAGAAAUUUAAAUAUUUUCUACCUGGGAGAUUUUAUGAAUGGGAAAAAGAUUGGAAGAUGGGAUAUUUAUAAUAGGUGGAAUAAGAAAUAAGAUUUUUAUAAGAUGUAGAAUAAUCAAAAUGAUAAUUUAUAUUUUUUUAGUGGUGGUGGAUCAUAUUAUGAAGGAGGCAAUGGCAAUAAACAUGGGAAAUGGAUUGAAUUAAGUAAUUAAUUCGGAUUUUACAGGAACUUAAUUUAUUGUGGCGAAUAUAAAAAUGGAAUAAAAGUUGGAAGGUGGGAUAUUGGGUAUAAAGGUGAGCUUGAAAAGGUUUAUAAAAAGAUGUAACAUAUUUGAAAAAUAUUUUAUUGUUUUAGUGGUGGUGGAACAUAUGCUAAUGGAAUGAAAAUAGGUAAAUGGAUUGAAUUGAAUGAGUAAUGUUAAGAAAUUACAAAGAGCUAAUACUAUUAAUUUCAUGAUGCUUUUGAGAUUUAUUAAGGAAAUUAUAAAUUUGGUAAAAAAUUUGGGUUAUGGGAAACAUUUAAAAUAUAGAAUUAAAUUAUUAAUUUUAAUAUAUUAAGUGGUUCAGCUAAUUAUGAUGAAGAUGGUACAGAGAUUUUUAAAAAUGAUGAGUAAUUAUUGUUAUUAGAUAUUAUUAGAGCUUCUAAUUUUUUGUAAGUGGGAGAAUUUAAAAAGGGAAAAAAAGUAGGUAAAUGGAAUAUCUUUUUUAAACAUUAUAAUAAUGAUAAAUUUUAAUUGAUGUAAAUAUAAUCAAAUAAAAUAUUUUAUUUAGUGGUGGUGGAUCUUAUGAUACUGAAUGCGAAGGCUUUAAAAUUGGAAAUUGGAUAGAAUUAAGUGAUGAAGGUUAAAAAAGUACAAAUAGCACAAAAUACUAAAUUUGUCAAGGGGAUUAUAAAUUUUAUAAAAAAAUUGGCUUAUGGAAAAAAUUCAACAUUAUUUAUAAAAAUUUGUAAUUGUGGUAAUAAAAUAAUUAAUUUUAAUAUAUUAAGUGGUUCAGCUAAUUAUGAUGAAGAUGGUACAGAGAUUUUUUAAAAUGAUGAGUAAUUAUAGUUAUUAGAUAUUAUUAGAACUUCUCAAAUUUUGUAUAUUGGAGAAUUUAGAAAUAGAAAAAAAGUAGGUAGAUGGGAUAUUUUGUAUGGAAGAUCUACUGAAGAGUUUAUAAAAAUGUAAAAUAUGAAAUCUUAUGUAUAAACUUAAGUGGUGGUGGUUAAUAUGAUGAAAAUGGUAACUUUAAAAUUGGGCAGUGGAUUGAUUUGAUUGAUUCCUUUGGAUACAAUCGAGAAGUCAUAUAUAAAGGUGAGUAUUAUUGUGGUGAAAAAGUUGGAAAAUGGAACAUUUUAUAUGUAGGGGUUGUGGGUAAAGAACAUAAUAUAAUGUAAUUAUAAGCAAUUAUUGUAUAGUGGUGGUGGAUAGUACGAUAAUAGCAUUAAAAUUGGGAAGUGGACAGAUUUGAGUGAUUCUUUUACUUCUAAUAAUGCAAUUAUGUAUAAAGGAGAAUAUAAAAAUGGUAAUAAAGUAGGUCUUUGGGAUAUUUUGUUGGAUUGGAUGUAUUUUGAUAAAUUAAAGAUAAUGUAAGAUAUUAGAAAUUUUAUAAAUCUUUUAGUGGUGGUGGAUUUUAUGAUAAAUAAGGUUAUAGUAUAAAAAUAGGGUAGUGGAUGGAGUUAUCUGAAUAAUUUACUAAGUUUUGUUAAAUUAUGACAAUUGGUGAGUACAAGAAUGGUAGAAAAGUUGGCACCUGGAAUGAGAUAUAUAUUUAAUGAGAAAGCC
Paramecium primaurelia is the source of this 3477-nucleotide messenger RNA. The record is from the annotation of a GenBank genome assembly. Lineage: Eukaryota; Ciliophora; Oligohymenophorea; Peniculida; Parameciidae.